UGUUCAAGGCUGACAGGCGAUUAGAAUAUCAUUACCAUGUAUCCAGCUGAAAAGGGAACCCUGAGCACUGCUCGCCCAGUCAGUACAUGCAUUCAUUUCCUUGCCCACCCCCCUCGCUUGCCUCUUUGCAUUCUAAAGACCGACGGCCUCUUGCUCCAGCCUGUUCCUCGCAGAGAAAGUCAGACUAUUUCCCUCGACCCCAAAAACCAGCCAGGCUGCGUGCGCGCGCGCAUGAUUGGCAUACAAAUCUUGUAAAGCGAGUGGUCCCAAACCUUCCUGGAAUAUGCCCACGAUUUAAAGUCUUUUCCCAUGCCACAUUGAUUCCCAAAAUUCUCCGUUUUAGAUAUAUGUAUAAUAUCCCCCCCCCCCCCCCCU
This is a messenger RNA of Cryphonectria parasitica EP155, 375 nucleotides long. RefSeq lists its product as uncharacterized. Bases 37 to 255 code for a protein of 72 amino acids. The transcript has a single exon. Lineage: Eukaryota; Fungi; Ascomycota; Sordariomycetes; Diaporthales; Cryphonectriaceae. The record is from RefSeq and is a predicted model, not a curated record.